AUGGAAGGAACGACUAAAGGAGUGUCAACAGCAUUACGAACAUAUCACCCAUUCUACGACAGUGAGAAUCCAUUUCUCAGUGCUGACUCGCCAUUACGAUUACGAAAGUCCAAAGAUAAACUUAGUGACAACGAGUCUGACGGUGAUGACGAUUGGGUCAAUGAGAAUGAUGCUGCUAACAAAGAAAACACGACCCCGCGCGCACGAAGAAUAGUAGCAACACCAACAGUAUUACCAUCUCCCUAUAUUCAAAAUGAUACAACGACGCCACCAUUACCACCAUUCGGUACGCCUGUAAAAGGUAUUAACACGCCCGUGCAGGAUGUUGAUACGCCUGUAAAACGUAUUAGCGUGCCUAUUCAAGACAUUAAUACUCCCGCACAAGGCAUUAGUAAGACACCUACACAGGAUAUGACUGCAUCUGCCCAGGAUGUGACCACACCUAUACGGAAUGUAACCAAGCGCACACAGGAUGUGACUACACCUGUGCAGGAUAUGACGACGCCCGUACAGGAUAUGAAGACACCUGUACAGGAUAUGAAGACGCCUGUACAAAGAAUCUACACACCUGUACGUGGUAUUAAUUCACCUUUACAAGCUGUACGUCAAGUUACACCGUCUCGCUCAUCAACUUCCUCACCAAGAAGAAAGCAGAUACGUUCUACUUCGAGACGAAUGCGAGUAAGAAGAGUGCAGCGGGUUAAUCCAGCGGUUUAUGACGUGAAAGAGCCGUGGUAUAUUAAAGCUGGAUCAAGAUUGUCGACUUAUACAAAAGAUGCAGUGUGCAUAUUAAAGCAUACAUGCAAUGUCGUGUGGAUGAGGAUGACAUGGAGAUCGUUUCUGUUGGUUAUGUCGUUCAUAAUAUUAUAUGACGCUAUGUCUAAAGUGUGGGAUUAUGAUGAGAGAAGUAUGCUAUUAGCAUUACGCGCCUGUUUAUUAGUAGAUUUAAGAACACUUGACAAGAAAACAAUGUAUUAUUUUGUAGAUUUUCAGCGAGAAGUCAUUGGUGCCUAUGUAUUUAUCAUCUGCUUUCUUAUGUUCCUAGUCAUAAAGUACAUAUUUGGACCAGCAUAUUCUCUGCCACAACCACUGCCACAACCACAACCACAAUAUCUCUUCCUAUCUACAAACGCACCUUCAUCAAUGUCUCCUCAGUUCAGCACAAUGUCUGUACCAGUGUCUCCUCAUUUCAACUCUAUAGAAUAUCCGCCUCCUACAAACUUUUUCAAUGGAUGA
This is a messenger RNA of Paraglomus brasilianum, 1236 nucleotides long. NCBI's taxonomy places the organism in Eukaryota, Fungi, Glomeromycota, Glomeromycetes, Paraglomerales, Paraglomeraceae. The record is from the annotation of a GenBank genome assembly.